UCCCAUUCCUCUUCACAUUCAAACUGCAGCUUCAGACAGUUCAUGCAUAGAAAAGGCUGCUCAGCACUUCUGCUAAAUUUUAAGGUUUACGUUGUUUUAGAGGUAGCCAAGGCGUCUGUUCUAAAUUUUGUGGCACAUACGUGGCACACAAAUUAUAUAUUUAGUACAUAUACGUAGUUCGAUUUCCUCAGUAUAUAAUGUGGAAGCUCUUCAGUUCAAUGAGAAAGUGGAUCGGAAACUACCUCUACUUUUCCAAGGCUACUUUAUGCAUCCGGGGUUUGGUCUUGAGCCAUAGCUUCGUAAACCAUGUGGUAAUAUCUGUAUUGAUAACGUACCUCACGGUUGAAAUUUGGAAGCCAUCAAAUGAUAAUUAUCAGCUGGCUGCUGUAGCUAUAAAUAUGCUAGAUGGGGUAUCAUCCAUCAUGGUGUGUGUCCUUGCUUUCAUCUCAAACAGGGUCGGUCCUUUUAAGGUGAUUGCCUCCACGAAUGCUGCCUAUAUUCUUGGCCUGGUUCUAUUGUGGAGUUCAUUUAAUUAUGCGGGCAUGAAAGCCAAUGCAUCUGAUGAAGUAUUCUACGGAGCUGGCCUACUGUUAGCAUUAGGCGAGGCUGGACGGCCGGCUGCUUUGGGUAAAUUUCUCGACGACCAAUAUUUAAGUGAAGCUGAUCACAAGAUCAAAUUACCCGAAACAAAAAGUAUUGAAGAAGAAGAUCAUAUUUCGACCAGAAACGAAGAACAAGAAGAUCAUAUUUCGACCAGAAAAGAAGAAGAGGACAAGCAAAAACGAGUGGAAGAGGACAAGCAAAAACGUGGGGAAACCCGUCAAACCGCUUUAUGGAGCCAUCCCUGGUUCAUAGGUGCGGCUGCACCUCUUGCCCUUGUAAAUAGAUCUUGGAAAACUCAACUACUGCUCUCAAUGAUCGCGGUGGGAGUUUCUUACUUAUUGUUCUGGUAUGGCGUCUUCGCGUAUUCCAGAAAUAUCAGAAAUGAAUCAAAUGAUCCAGCAGUAGAAGAUGCACCAAGAGAUCCUGGACUUUGCCAAGCCAUCAAAAGUCUCUCACCACCAGAAAAAACAGCAAGCUUGAAGUUUUGGCUCAAACCCAAUUCCAGAAAACGUUAUUACAAAGAAAUGCUAGUCAUGUGCUUAGCCUUCAUCGUAUACAGUCUGGUGGAGGCAACGGGGAGCACCUUCUUUUUCAAUCAAAUGAGUCUACUGAACUAUCACAUCGGGAACUUUAAAUUGCCCAUCAUAUAUUUCGUUAUACUCCAAUCCUUGUCAAGCUCCGUAAUCUCAUUUCUCUGGAGGUUACUAGUUCCAAAUCCGUCAAAACGUGCUACGUUGGUGAGGAUCGGCUGUGGUUUAGUUUGCUCUGUGCUAUGUAUGGUUGCUGCUUGGCAAGUUGAGAUUCGUAGGAAAAUUAAGAUCAAUACGGAAUACAUAGGUAAACCCAAACCCGACAAAAUUUCCAUGAGCAUUCUUUGGUUAAUUCCACAAUUCUCCCUGUUAGGGUUUAUGAGAGGGUUAGCGGCAGAUGGAUUGAUCGAGUUUUUUGCGGAUCGAGUUGAUGGUAAUGGUAAAAGAAAGGCUAGGUAUUAUGGAUCCUACGCCAGUGAAUUAGUCCUGGGUAUUGGUACACUACUAACCGCCGUUAGUAUUUUGGGGUUUAGACGAACUUGGUUGGUUAAUGAUAUAUACAAGAAUCGUCUGGAUAAGUACUACAGGGGACUAGUAUUCAUAGGUGUUGCUAACCUUUGCUAUUACUUCUGUGUCGCCGUUUGCUUUUAUACCAAGGAGGAUAACUCGCAAGUAAUUUGUGCCGCAGAUGGAAAUCAACAAAGUGAAAUGCCGGGCGAGGACAAAAAAUAUUAUCAUCACAAGGUGUCGUCAGGUGGUGCGGAGACUCCGGACUUGGAAGAAAUGAAGUCGAGUUUUGAAUGUUGUAGUAGUUUCUUUUGAUUGUCAAUCAGUGAAAUUCCCUAGAUAACUAAUUUGUGUAUUUCCUUAUGUCCAGAAUAGAGUGAUUGCUUAAUUUGUAAUAUGGCAAAUACAUGUAUAAUUUGUAGCUAAAUGUACUUUUUGCAUGCAUUGUCCAUCGCGCAAUCUAUGUGUGAGAACUUUCUAAACGCGCACCU
Messenger RNA from Rosa rugosa (rugosa rose), 2131 nucleotides. Its product is annotated as protein NRT1/ PTR FAMILY 5.10-like. The record is from RefSeq and is a predicted model, not a curated record. Gene Ontology annotation, cellular component: membrane. The transcript is spliced from 4 exons. Gene Ontology annotation, molecular function: transmembrane transporter activity. Bases 198 to 1955 code for a protein of 585 amino acids. Gene Ontology annotation, biological process: transmembrane transport. Lineage: Eukaryota; Viridiplantae; Streptophyta; Magnoliopsida; Rosales; Rosaceae.